Messenger RNA from Belonocnema kinseyi, 1146 nucleotides. RefSeq lists its product as uncharacterized. The transcript is spliced from 4 exons. NCBI's taxonomy places the organism in Eukaryota, Metazoa, Arthropoda, Insecta, Hymenoptera, Cynipidae. The coding region runs from base 710 to 1105 and encodes 131 amino acids. The record is from RefSeq and is a predicted model, not a curated record.
CUUGCAUAGUUUGUCAGCAAAAUACCCAACAUUAAUUACUUAAAUGUUAUUUUAAAAAAUUACUGCAGUUAAAUAAUAAAAAAACAAAAUGGUGAUUUGCGCAGUGCCUAAUUGUUUCGAAAGAAGGGGAAAAAAGGGGAAAGACAUGGAGAGAGAACCGCCAUGGAAAGGAUACCCGAACGAAAGAAAGAACUCUGGGCGGAAAGUUCAGGGCUGAACGUGAAAUGUAUGAACAAGUACUCUAGAAUAUGUUCAUGACAUUUUUAUCCAGAAAUGUUUGAUAGGACAGGCAGUACUGUAAGGCUUAGAGAAAAUGCUGUGCCUCAAAUUCACACUAUUUAUACUCAGACGCCACCUCCUCUGAAUUUCGCAAUUCUUGAUUUGAUUAAUUCCGUAAAAUCAUUUGAAUUGCAACAAGUAUAUUCUGAAAAUAAUGUUGAACAAUGUAGCUCAUACAAAAAUCAGGAUUUUCCAUUGCAGGAGGAGAGUGGACAAAAUUUUGUACAGCACGGCAUAGAAAAGUCUUGUUUAAAUAAUACUGAAGUUUGCACCUUGCAUGAGAAUGGAAACGUGUCGAAAGAGGCAGAAAGAGAAAGUGUUUUACACGUACAAGGUGCAUUUAAUCCUUCAAUAUUAGAAGUCAUCAUAACAGAAGACUUAUGUGAGUGAUGCUCCACCAUCGUCCUCAGACAAAAAGGAAGAUGUUUUUAUGCAGGAGGACCCUGCAAUCAAUCUGCAGGUAGAUUGUGCCUUAAAUUCUUCAAGUGUAGGAGAAAGUACUAUAGAAGUUUCUGGAGAUGACCCAAUACAAAUUCCCACUGAUAUUGAGGGGAAAUCCACGAGGGAAAUAUCAACACAAACGGAUGAUUAUAUCAAUACAUAUCUUCCAACAACUCCCAAUGGCAAAAGGUGCAGUCAUUGCGACGAAGAAGGAAAUUGUGAUAAUACAAAUAUUCCUACAACUCCAAAAGGUAGAAGGUGGAGUAAUAGCGACAAAGGAACAAACGUUUCACCUACGUUCGUUUUUAAUUCUCCAACAAAAGUACUAUUGCGAAAUGAAUUUAAAAAUCAACGACUACGAUAUUCUCAUAAAUCAGAAUAUUGAGAAUAAUCGCAUUUUCUGAGUGGAAAUGUAAUUAUUUGUUC